AAAGGCGGCCAAGUACCCCCAGGAACAUUCAGUCAAGCCGCGAUCGCCGAGCUCUACGGACGUCUAUAUCUCCCAUACCUAUAUCUGUAGCUCUUCGUGAAUCGCAGUGAACCCAAGUGCUGACCGGAAAAUUCUUUCGGCCAAGAAAGGUCUUCGUUUAAAAAAGAUCUCAAGCGAUUGUGUUUUUUGUGUAAUUCUUGUUCUUGGAUGUCGCUGAACGCGGAACGUUCGUACAAAAUGAAACUGCGCGAUGUGGAAAAUGCCUUCAAAUAUCGGCGCAUACCGUAUCCCAAGCGUUCCGUGGAGCUGAUCGCCCUGCUGGCUAUUUCGUGCACCUUCUUCCUGUUCAUGCACACGAACAAAUUGAACAGUCGCCUCAAGGAGAUGGAGGUGAAGCUGCAACCGUCGGAGUUUUCGGCCCUGGGUCUAACGGGCAAUCACAUCAGCGGACACGAUGCGGGCAAACACGACGAUAUCAACACUCUGCAUGGAACCUACCAAUAUCUGAAGAGCACUGGCCAGAAGGUUGGUUAUAAUGUACACGAUCGCCGGAGCAGCGAGGAGGAGCUGCGGGAUUCGACGGGACAUGGACAUGGACAUCAUCAUGAUCACCACUCGCAUCACCAUCAUGUGCAUCAUCAGGAGAAGAUCGAUGGCCACAAACACAAGGCUGGCCAUGACAAACAGCUGGCUGUUCCCGAAAAUAUACCAAAGGAGGAUGAAGUCCACUACGAGGAUGAUGAUGAUGAUGAGGAAGUUGAGGAAAAUGAUGACGACUUGGCCAAUGGUAUGGACUCCGGUGAUGGAGAGGGUUUCAAUUUCAAAGCCGAUCUCCUGAACAACACCAAAUUCGCCGAAGUGGACUUUGUCUUCUUCAAUCGCGUGCCCAAAGUGGGCAGUCAAUCGUUGAUGGAACUGAUGGUUCGACUGGGCAAAAUCAAUGGCUUUACCCAUGCCCGAAAUAAGGGCAGUGCCCAUGAAACUAUCGUGAUGAAUAAGCAAAGGCAGAAUGAUCUAGUUGCCGAUCUGCUGACGCGACCCAAGCCGCAUAUUUACAGCCAGCAUAUAGCGUACAUUAACUUCACUCGCUUCCAUUUGCCCAAGCCGAUUUAUAUCAACUUGAUUCGCGAUCCGAUUGAUCGGAUCAUUAGUUGGCAUUACUACAUUCGCGCACCGUGGUACUAUCGCGACAUGCAGGCCAAGUUGGGGGACAAGGCACCGCCCAUGCCCUCGGAUGAGUUCUUGAACCUCGAUCUGGACACCUGUGUGCGGAAUCAUGAUCCGCACUGUACUUUCAACCAAAUGCAGGUCAAGAAUCCAGUGGGCGAUCAUCGCCGUCAGACGCUGUUCUUUUGCGGCAUGAAUCAGAAGCUGUGCAUGCCCUUCAAUUCGGAGGCUGCCAUGCAGAAGGCCAAACGAACCGUGGAGACGGAAUACGCCGUAGUCGGCACCUGGGAGGACACAAAUAUUACGCUUUCCGUUCUGGAGGCCUAUAUACCACGUUUCUUCCGCAAUGCCAAAGUGGCCUACUACUUGGGCAAGGAUCGCCUGUCGAGAGUCAAUCGCAAUAAUGUCACUCGCAUCGUCAGCGAUGAAACUCGGCUUAUUUUGAGGAAAAAUCUCACCAAUGAGAUCGAGUUUUACGAGUUUUGCAAACAGCGUUUGUAUCUUCAGUACGCCGCCUUGAGUCAUGGAAAGCAAUUUGGGGAGGAUGACUAUCUUUUGGUGCCCGAACAGCAAAACGAUUACAAUGAGGAGUAUUAAAGGGUGCACUUUAUGUAAGACCAAAUUCAAUAAGUGAUAAGCCAGUAUGAAAUGUAUAAUUAAACUCAAACUCAGGACUGCAUAGAACACAUAAAAAUAAAAGAAACUGAACAAUAUGACAGACUUUUAUUGAUUUUGUCAAGGCAAAGUG
This is a messenger RNA of Drosophila gunungcola (fruit fly), 1915 nucleotides long. RefSeq names its product heparan sulfate 2-O-sulfotransferase pipe. Lineage: Eukaryota; Metazoa; Arthropoda; Insecta; Diptera; Drosophilidae. The record is from RefSeq and is a predicted model, not a curated record. The coding region runs from base 208 to 1764 and encodes 518 amino acids. The transcript has 6 exons. Gene Ontology annotation, molecular function: sulfotransferase activity. Gene Ontology annotation, cellular component: membrane.